GCAACCAAAAGUGUAUUGUCCAUGGAAAGCUGCUGAGGUUGAGGACAUAUAUGGGCCAGAGCUGCGAUUGGGAAUACCUCAGGGAAGAACCUGACAAUCCAGACAAGAAAAGGAGGAAACGGAUGAGCUUUGGAUGGUGCUAAGAAUCAAGUUCGAUAGGGAAACAAUCACAGAAAAGAUGAGAUUGGAAGCAUUUAGACAACCUGAGAUAAGUUUGAAUGUGGAAACCAAUCCUGAGAUGGAAAAGAAGAGGAAAGAUGAGAAACAAAUCUAUGAGAAGCAGAAACAAAUAUAUAGUGUUGCAGUACAUGAGAAACACCCACCCGAUACAUACCAUGGGUCAGCAGAAGAAGCAUGGAACCAAAGGGAAAUCACAGCAAGCAGAAAGUUACUUUGGGAGCAAAUGAGGGCCAGUGAGCAACAAGAACAAACGCCUGCAAAAGAAUCGAAGUGAAGCUAUUCAAUAUGACAAAUCUGGCCCAAACUAUUUUUUUUUGUUAAUGUUGACCGACGUUGACCGUUAGUAGAUCAUAGAAAAUGUAGUCAGCUUCUAUCUGGUUUGGUCCAUAUUUGUCAUAUUGUAUUGUUUAGGCCACAAAUGACACAAAAUGCAUAUAGUUUGGGCCAGAUUUGUCAUAUUGAAUAGUUUAGGCCACAAAUGACACUUUUUGGAUAGUUUCGGUUUCCUAGUGGAAUUAGCCCUAUAAAAGUAUACAAACUAGACAAACAAACAUUAUAAAACUGUUGUUGUCGUCUACAAAUUCUCGCCAGCGGCGGGAAAGCAUCCAAUGUCUCUCUCGUAUACCCCAGAAAUCAGCUCUCUUCUCUUAUGAGAUUGCAUCCGCCUUUCAGUUUCGAGCGUCUUCUUGGAGAAAAAAGUUCUUCUCUAAGAGUUUCAAUAGCAAGCGGCCGCCGGGGAGAAUUCCGAUGGCGCCACCGAGGAAUACCGAUGGGGAGAGAUGGUUCCGCUAAGGCACAAAUGGGCCAAGUUUAUUUUUAUUUUAAUGGUUAAAGAAAUAACUUGUGUAAUUACUACAUUGUCCUUCAUUAAAUAUAAUUAAUUGAAGUUAUUGGAUUCUAAUGAGGUUGAAGAGCCGAGAUUGACUUAAUCAAGUGAUUAAGAGCCCUUCUUAGUCACCUCAUCUUUGCCCGGAAAGUCUGCCUUCCACAACCUUUAUAUUUGUUUCCAUUUCCAUUAAUUAAUUUUAAAUGUAUUAGUCUUCAGUUGCAUUUAUUUUUAUUCUGAAACAAUACACCGAAGGUGUCGCAACUGCCCCUCGGAAUUGGGGGGUCCGUCGCAUGAUGCUCGGAGUCGCCAUUGACCUUAAUUUGUAGCGGGUCGAACACUAAUUGGACCGGUCUCGACCAUAGGAACGAAACCGGGACUUGGUCUGUGAAAUAAUAGAGUUCUGGGUCUAGGAGUACGGUUACGUGUGGGGAAAGUGUAUUCACACCCCACAACGCCCAAAAUUGGUACUACUUAAAUCGAUAAAUUUUUAAAGGAGUUGGGUGUAUUAUAAUUUGCUCCUUAUUUACGUAUUUAAUUAUAUGAUUCGAUUAAUUAGGAUCAUAUAUUAAAGACUUGAUCAUGCGUCUAUUGACGCAAAAACUCGAAAGUAAAGAAAAAGUUUUUGGUUAGUUGUACUCGAACCUAUUAAUUGCCUACGUAAACGAGUAGUCGAGAUCAAAGUCCAUGUAGUUCGAUAAAUUGAUAGGUGUUGGAAAGAGGAUCUUAACACGUUCCUAAUCACGUCAUAUAAUUCUGCCUCACAAGCGACAACCACAGGUAUGAAUCACAUCCUUAAAUCGUACCCAAUUAAGUUACUUUUUGUUCUACUACAUUGUUCUAUUUUAUUGCUAUUACUUCCUAGGCUUUGAGUCUGCAUGCAUAUUGAUUUGCUACUGCUUUCAUGGUAACCAACCUUCCAUCUUCUAUUUUGUCCAUGAAAAUCCAGGUAAGUUUUAUAGUUAAUGAAGUUGUUUGUUAGAAUUUGGAGUCCGAUGGAACAGAAGAUGUUGCGUAUGAUUCUUAUAACUGCUAGUAUUUUCUACAUAUUAAUUCUUCUAUUAUAUCUGCGUUUAUCUAAUGAUGCUUUCUUUCGUUGUGAAGUUUGCCCUACUUUAUUUUAUCACUAAACGAAAUUAGUUCCUUUUGUUUCAUGACUAUUAUGGGGGAAAAGACAUGUCUACCACUCAGAAGUAAGAAUUCCUAAUUUGUGGAUUGGGUCAUAAACUUUGAGUUGUGAGAAGCAAUUUAGGCACGACACCACUUGCUUUUCCUGUGGCAUAUUAUUAUUCGCUCCUAUUCAUAGUAGUGAGAUUUUGUUAAAUUCCUCAUGCACCUAUAUGAUAUCCCAGCAAGUUAAUUUUUAGAGUUAUUGGUGGUUCAUGUGUCAACUGAUUAUAGUUAAUUGUUGCAUACAUGUAAUUACUAGGAUUGCACAGUAGAGGAAUUCUCGAAGCAAUCCUUUUGUUAAUUGAAAUUGGUUAGUCUCUUUCUUUUGUCAUAUCAACACGAGCCUGAAAGGAUCAAGGAAAGCUGAGAAAGAAGAAGAAUAAAGAAAGAGGAGGAGGAAAAACAAGAACAAGAAGGUAUCAAUGAUUGACCUGAUGAUCAUGACAUGAGUUAGGAGUGUUUCAAAUUUUGUGCUGUCGAGCAUUGGUCUCAAAUCUUUUCCUACAUAUUAAAAUACCAUGACUCAUCUCUUUUGAUUAACUAGAUGUGAGCCCGUCCGUUGGACGGAUAGAUUUUGUCAACGGAAUAAAUAAUAAUAGUAAUUUUUUGAAGAAAUACAUGUUUUAUUUGAUAUCGUUUUAAAAUUCUAAAUUAUUUGAUUACUGAAAGACAUGGUAACCCGAUUUAUUGACAAAGGUUCUUACGAGAAGUAAAAAUAAAAACCAUGCAAGGAAAUUGGCUUCUAAAACUUAAGAAGACCACACUAUUUGCUCCUCGCUGUUUAAACUACUGCAAAUUUCAUUUUGUGGAGUUUUUUUGUUAUUGUUCUGCCAUCAAAAGUAUCAUCAUCUCCACAAAUCACAAUGCCUUAGUCUUCCUUAACGAAGCCUUUAUCUUCACAAUAGGCUCUUCCUUCUUCUUCUUCUUAAUAUGAAUUUCACUGAAAGCCAAUCUUUAAUGGUCAAAUGUAUGAAAAUACUAAACAUUAAUUUUCACGCAAUAAAGUUUAUUUCGUUCAAGUCGUAAAUAUUUUUUGAGAUUUGUUCUUUCCCUUAUAAGUAAUCCAAAUGCCAACACAUAAUUUGAUAAACUAAUAGAUUGAAAACUUAAUGACUAACACAUAGGGGUAUUUACAAUUCUCUAAUAGAUGCAUUUUUUAUUAUAUAAAGAAAAAAAUUCUUAUUAGUUCUGAGUUAUAUGAAUUAAUUUAUGAAAUGUAAUAUGGCAAGCAAUAAAUGCUUGUAAGGUCCAACAAUAUGAGAAUCAUUAUUUCGAUGAAUUAUUUCUUCGGACAGAAGAAGAUUAUGUAAACACUUAUUCGAAAUAAUUACAGUAAUUGAUCAAAAUGGUCAUAUAAAUUUGUUCCUAUAACCAAAAUGGUUACAAACGAUUAAAACAUAAUAAAAAUAUCAUGUAUAAAUAAUGAUAUAACAAAAUAAAUAUUUUACUUUAUAAAAAUACUUGUAAAUCCUCUCAUUAAGAUUUCAUGAGAACCAUGUAAACUUUACGAUAUGUUACUCGAAGAUAUAAACAACAGGAGGAAGAAUAUAAAAUUGAAAGGGUUUAAUUAAAGGGUUAAUACCUUAUUUUGGUAUGAACUAUGACCAUAUAAUCACCUUUGGCUCGUGGUUUCAGAAAUUAAUAUCCUGGCAUUAACUAUGUAACAUAUAGACUCAAUUGGUUCGACAGAGUGUUUGACCGUCAAUUUGGAUGGUCAAUGCAGUUCAUAGCUAUAUAGAUCAUGUUUCUUUGUUCAUGAAACAAAGCGAUGAAACAUAUAAAACAGGAAAGAAUAGUUUAGCCACAUAGUAAUGAUACUCAAAUGUAUAUCCCUGAUUGACUCUUCUAAUAUACUACUUUAUUUACUCAUUUAUACUAUAUAUGCAAUUCCAUCAAGAAAGCCAAGGACGAAUGCUGCAAAACUAGUAGAACUGUCCGCACUUCAAUCCCACCACAAAUACUACGGGCUUUGAUCGUGAAGUUGUCGAAGCUACCGUGGAGGAGUAUUCGGAUGAUGGAUUAGACCGUGCAGAUAAACAUUCAAAGAUCAAAAAGCGGUGGCCGAGGAAAGAAAAAGUUCUAGUGAUCAACGGUAUGCUUGAAAAGAAGACAUCAAAAAAGAUUGUGGAAGGAAGGUCACUUGACUGAUAUUGGACGUAUAUCAUUAUUUAUUUUGUUAUAUCAUUAUUUAUACAUGACAUUUUUAUUAUGUUUUAAUCGUUUGUAACCAUUUUGGUUAUAGGAACAAAUUUAUAUGACCAUUUUGAUCAAUUACUGUAAUUAUUUCGAGUAAGUAUUUACAUAAUCUUCUUCUGUCCGAAGAAAUAAUUCAUCGAAAUAAUGAUUCUCAUAUUGUUGGACCUUACAAGCAUUUAUUGCUUUCCAUAUUACAUUUCAUAAAUUAAUUCAUAUAACUCAGAACUAAUAAGAAUUUUUUUCUUUAUAUAAUAAAAAAUGCAUCUAUUAGAGAAUUGUAAAUACCCCUAUGUGUUAGUCAUUAAGUUUUCAAUCUAUUAGUUUAUCAAAUUAUGUGUUGGCAUUUGGGUUACUUAUAAGGGAAAGAACAAAUCUCAAAAAAUAUUUACGACUUGAACGAAAUAAACUUUAUUGCGUGAAAAUUAAUGUUUAGUAUUUUCAUACAUUUGACCAUUAAAGAUUGGCUUUCAGUGAAAUUCAUAUUAAGAAGAAGAAGAAGGAAGAGCCUAUUGUGAAGAUAAAGGCUUCGUUAAGGAAGACUAAGGCAUUGUGAUUUGUGGAGAUGAUGAUACUUUUGAUGGCAGAACAAUAACAAAAAACUCCACAAAAUGAAAUUUGCAGUAGGAGCAAAUAGUGUGGUCUUCUUAAGUUUUAGAAGCCAAUUUCCUUGCAUGGUUUUUAUUUUUACUUCUCGUAAGAACGUUUGUCAAUAAAUCGGGUUACCAUGUCUUUCAGUAAUCAAAUAAUUUAGAAUUCUAAAACGAUAUCAAAUAAAACAUGUAUUUCUUCAAAAAAUUACUAUUAUUAUUUAUUCCGUUGACAAAAUCCAUCCGUCCAAUGGACGGGCUCACAUCUAGUUAAUCAAAAGAGAUGAGUCAUGGUAUUUUAAUAUGUAGGAAAAGAUUUGAGACCAAUGCUCGACAACACAAAAUUUGACACACUCCUAACUCAUGGCAUGAUCAUCAGGUCAAUCAUUGAUACCUUCUUGUUCUUGUUUUUCCUCCUCUUUCUUUAUUCUUCUUCUUUCUCAGCUUUCCUUGAUCCUUUCAGGCUCGUGUUGAUAUGACAAAAGAAAGAGACUAACCAAUUUCAAUUAACAAAAGGAUUGCUUCGAGAAUUCCUCUACUGUGCAAUCCUAGUAAUUACAUGUAUGCAACAAUUAACUAUAAUCAGUUGACACAUGAACCACCAAUAACUCUAAAAAUUAACUUGUUGGGAUAUCAUAUAGGUGCAUGAGGAAUUUAACAAAAUCUCACUACUAUGAAUAGGAGCGAAUAAUAAUAUGCCACAGGAGGAGCAAGUGGUGUCGUGCCUAAAUUGCUUCUCACAACUCAAAAGUUUAUGACCCAAUCCACAAAUUAGGAAUUCUUACUUCUGAGUGGUAGACAUGUCUUUUCCCCCAUAAUAGUCAUGAAACAAAAGGAACUAAUUUCGUUUAGUGAUAAAAUAAAGUAGGGCAAACUUC
Messenger RNA from Linum trigynum, 5837 nucleotides. The record is from the annotation of a GenBank genome assembly. Lineage: Eukaryota; Viridiplantae; Streptophyta; Magnoliopsida; Malpighiales; Linaceae.